Molecule: messenger RNA, 8864 nt
Organism: Dermacentor andersoni
Lineage: Eukaryota; Metazoa; Arthropoda; Arachnida; Ixodida; Ixodidae
Product: protein eva-1 homolog C-like
Molecular function (GO): carbohydrate binding
Source: RefSeq, a predicted model, not a curated record
UUCGCGCCAGAUGCCGGUGCGGGCCGCGCGCGAAUGAACGGAACAAGCAGCGAACUCCUCCCUGUCGCGCAUGCGCUACGCGCCGGGAGCGCACGUUCACUCUCUCCACAACUGCGCCGUCAGUGGCAGCGUGGCCCGUGAGCGCGUCGGGUCACCAGCGGCGGCGCGUGGUUUCAAGCAGCCCAGCGUUUCUCUUCCGAGCGUUUGCGGCUUUCCUCUCUCGCGGAGCAAAAGAAGAGCGCCUCCAAAGUCGCCGCCGCGUGGUGGUUCCUCACGAUGCGCGGGCUUCUCCUCCCAGCGUCCGGAGGGUAGAAGAUGCUGCGCGCACGUGCCCGCCUUGAAUGUGCGUGCAAUGGCAACCCGCUCGCCGGCUGCUCAAGUGCGGCGACGUCGCUCGGGAUUAACUUUGCCGUCGCUGCAUGCGUCACCGAGGUCCUACACCGCGCUCUCUUGGAUUUCGCGCCUAAUUGUCGCCGUGUGGUUCCUCGCCGUGGGCGUGGCGUCGUCGUCCCACCUUCCCCUGCUGUCGGGCACCCUGAAGACGUUUCAGAAGUUCGCCUGCGACGGCCAGGAGCUGCAGCUGCGCUGUUUUCGCAACACUAGCAUCUCCAUCUCAGUGGCCCAGUACGGGCGUUCGGUGCCCUACCACAUGCUUUGCCCACCACCGUCGCAGGAGGAGGAGGGCGCUGAGAACGCCAAGCCGGCGCAAGAGUACAACGGCAGCGUCGAGUGCAUCGCCAAGGAAGCGCUCAAGGUGGUGGAGGCAGCAUGCCGAGAGAAGCGAGAGUGCAUGGUGAGGACUGGCGUCAAGUCAUUCAUGGUGGACCCUUGCCCUGGGGUGUACAAAUACGCCGAGGUCGCCUACAAGUGCCGCCCCACUACCUUCUCGAACCGCAUAGUGUGCGAGAACGACGUGCUCAACCUGCGCUGCCACAAGAACCUGCGCAUCGUGGUCUACUCGGCCAACUUCGGCGGCACCGAGAAAGGCGUGCCCGAGUGCCCGCAGAGGCAGGACGUCAAGCUGUCCGUGUGCCAGGUGAGCUACGCGACCGAGACGGUGCUGACGUCGUGCCACGGCCGUCGCAGGUGCACCGUGGCCGCCGACAUGGGCACCUUCGGCAACCCCGGCUGCCAUCGGGACUCGCGGCUCUUUCUCAAGGUUGUCUACACCUGCGCGCCCAAGGAGAUCCUUAAGGACCUCGACAUUGGCGGCACCGACUCGCCCAAGGACAGAAUGGACGAGGAGGAGGAUGGAUACGUGGAAGAGGCGCGCUACCAGCCAUCGACCUUCAGUCCCGAUGGGGGUCCGUAUGCACCGGCCGAGUCUCUGCCUGCCGUGCCGAUUGAUCGCAAUCUGAUACCAGAGCCAGCGAACAAAAACCUGCUGAGUGAUAGGACCGCAGAAGACGACAAGCAUGUCAACUGCACCUUGAAUGGGAGCGGCCACCGAGCCAUUGGAUUCGUCACCGAAUGGGUGGCGGCUUACAAGUUUGUAAAAGCGAACAAAGAGAAGUUCAUCCUGUACGUGCUACUGAGCCUGGGCUGCGGCAUCGUCGCCUUCCUGGCAGUGCUGUCGGCUCGCCUCUACGUGCGGCGGGGCCGCGACAAGCGCCAGGACGAGGCCAAGUGUUCCGAGCCGUUGUCGAGCUCGUUCGACGAGUGCGACGGCGCAGGCGGGGCGGACCCAGUGGGCGCUUCCGGCUCGGCAACCAGGCACGCGCACACCAUCGAAGUCGUGCGCUACGCCGACAGAUCGGGUGUACGCCGCCACGACAGCGACACCUACCCGCGGGCACCCGUGUCGCGGUCGACGAACAGCUACUACUACAGCUAGUGGUAAAAAGGCCGAGGAGGUGUGACUCGUCUUCGUUCUUCUGUUUCUUUCUUUUUUUUCUAGUUCGCACUCUCGUCACCUCCUCGAGCCAGUAUGCACACUCAGGAACGCGCCGAUGCCAAAAAAGAAAAAAAAAAAGCGAUGACUUUAGGUAACUCGCAUACGUCAGGGCGUGGACGUUUAAUCGUGCUCUUCGUGACACCGCGGUGGUCGUCGUUUGUACAGGACCCCAACCUAUCGCUAUACGUCAACAGGCUGUAGAAUUCGGGGUGCGAGGACUACCGAAAACCGCGGAGGCUGUUUUGAUUUGGCCGCGCGAUAUUGUGAAUUGCGCGUGGCCCGCGAAAGACUAGUUGCGCCACAGCUGAACGUAUGUCAGCGUUGUGAAGGCGAAAGUUUGUACAGCUUGUAAAAUAACAAUAACGAAUGACAACUUAACAGUGCCUGGGAGUGUGCCAAUUAAGAUGUUUAAGGGCGAGCAAUGUGUGUAGCAUAUCAACUGUCAAUGCUCACUCUGACUUUUCUUGCGCUUUCCGCGAAAAGCUUAAACAGAGUGUGCUAGAAGGAGGUUAAAGUUCGUGCUCGUCCGGAAUUCACCGUCGCGGCGGAAACAAAUCCGGUGCGUUUGCAUGAUUUAAAAAAAAAAAAAACUCUUGCGGCUCACCACAACUAAAGACUGAUUGUGACAGCGAACCGGUCUAUCAACACGACUAUGGCGGGGAUGUGAGUAGCAGGGAUUCCCACCGGGUAGGUAGUUUCUCAAGUGCUGCGAGGUUGUGGCAAUUAACCGACUCGUGAAAAAAAAAAAAUAUUUUUCUGAAUUUCUUUCAUAAUCCUUGUUAUCGAGAGGUGAUGUAUUCACCCAAGUACUCGCACAAGAAUCCAGUUUUAUUAUUGUGCUGUAACGAUGGACCAUGCUUUCGGUAAAACGUUUGACGUUAAAGUCGCACGACUGAUAUCUUCGCACCUUGUGAAGAAUUUCUUACAGAAGUGCCCGUGUUAUCAUUUGAAAAAUCGGUAGUUUCGUUUUCAUGACAUGUGUGUUCACCUUAGCCUCUUAUGGCAGCUUUAGACCGGUUAGGCUUGCUUCAUUAGUGCGAGUGUGUGACAUGUAACAUAAAAGCACUGCACUGAGUGCACAUAGGCCUAAAGUGGCGAAGAGGCCAAAUUUUGUUCAACACUUUUCGCGGUUACGGAGACCUCGUAACCGCGAAACUCUUAAAAGACUCAAUAAAAGUUUUCACUCACUCACUCACUCAACACUUAAGGGGCACUAGCAUGUAAUGUUCACUUAGUAUUCUUGAGGAAUGCGCAUUGUCGAGUUCACUGCACUACAUGGGAUGGUGUUACAUAAUUUGUUUUGCACGCGCACAUUCAAGCGUCAGUUUAUGUAUACGUAUAUUUCGAACCGAAAUGAUGCAACAGCGAGGCCCUCUAUAGCUUUUCACCUGAAAAUGAAAGGCUUGAGUGAUGAUUAUAUGUAUUAUAAUGAAGAACAAGCGAGAUAUAUCUCUUUACAUCAUAAAGACGAAUUAUCGCUAAUUUAUUACACCGGUGUUCGUUCUGUGUUAAACAAUGGGCAAGAGCUACAGAGCCGGCUUCGUUGUACAAAUAUUUAUUGAAGCCAUAGCUCAAAAGAUGUUUGAUCUACUUUGGUAUGUCGUGCACUGAUUUCAUGUACCAUCGUGUAUCUAGCCCUUGCGUUGCAGCAAGUUAUACAAAAUCUGCCCCUUACGUUUUGUGGCUCUCCUGUGUACUUUCACCACUGCACGUGACUUGAAUACCGAGCUCCAGCGUUGUGCCCUUGACAGGUGCAUAGAUAAGAAGUGGAGAUGUGACUGAUUAGUCUGGGUAGCUUAAGGGAUGAGCAAACUAGAUUGAGAAAAAUGCGUCAGCAAAACGCACAGAAUGGACCGGAACAGGCUUACCGGGUGUUCUGAGAGAUAACUACGGGAUGCGAUAUGUAUCUCGGUGGGUUGCCUUGAUGCAAGCGCACAAACCGGCGUCGCAGAAGAUUAAAGACCACACAUUGCGGUACGCUCACGUUGACUUAAGUCCUGAGGCUGUGAUGUCCCGUGCGUGGGCUUACAAGUUCAGAGUAAGGGCAGCCCUAAAUCUGCUCAGACCACACUAACACGUUUUGGAAGUGAUGAAUUUAUUACUCUGUCAUCCAGCGGAGUAGCGCUGGUGCUGGUAAAUUUGUGCUUCAUUAAUCUCGCGUGUAAGCGAUCGUGAUCCAGCUCGUCAUGUGCGGAUAACUUUAUUUCUUGUCGAGUGAGAUGUCCCAAUCAUAAACUAUCCGCAUCAUUUCGACGGCGGUAUGUUCGCACAUUUGUAGGCGUGUUUGGGCACUCUCAAGCAAAUGAUUGUGCGGCUAUAUAUCGCGGGUAAGGGCUGCACGUUAGGCGACUGUUGCAUGAUGGGCACAAGCCUGAACUCUUUACUGUGUCCGAAAGCACGUUAUGUCGCUGACCUGCACCGUUCUUGUUGUGUGUGUCUUAUGUACAGCGUUGGCUCAAAUUAAUGUAUAAAUUACUGUUGACUCAUUACUGUAGAAUUGUACAGCUCACUACAGGGCCGGUGUUGUGCUUUUGUCGACUUGUUUGGUCGAAACGAGGAAGUAAGUAUAUGUUUUGUUUAAAAAUCGGCGCCUGUUCUUUUUUUGUUAUUUUUUCGUGCCGGCAUGACUUAGUGAAAAGCGAGCGCUGAAAGAACGUGCCAUUACGGCGGAAUAGCGUAGAGACGUGAAGGGCCAAGUAGUCACGGGGCUCUAACCUAAAGCCGCGAGCCUCUGAUUCCGAAACGAAUAUUGUUGUGUACAUUUUUUGAACUCCGAUGUCAAUGUUAGCAGUUCGGAGGCUGCCACAAAACAGCAGUUGAGUCGCAGAAAUUGCGUUGCCGAAAAUUGUGCGGCGUAAUACUUUGUCGCGAUCAUUUUUCUGAGUUGGACAAUAACUGUAACACUUAAACAAGCAUAUUUCUAGUAGAAAAAGCGUUUCACAAUAAUAGCUAUUCGUUUACAGUUGCCCGUCUGCAUAUCCGAAAGCAAUCAGAAGGACAAGGAACUGUCGCGAUGAACUGAACUGAGGAACCGACAAUGUGAUGCCACAGCUGCGCCAUUUUUACCAGAUGCAGAAUACAUCUUAUAUUCUGAGGCUUAUACGUCACCCGGGUUCGAAAUCUUUCUUCUUUGAACCUUUUCGACCGCAACGAAAACGUAACCAAUUCGUUAUUUUUUAUUUUUGUUUCGAAGUGAAACCGAAAUAUUUUUGAUCGGUUUUCGGUUCAAGAGGAAAGUCGGCAAUCCGAAACAAUCGACGUCAGGCAAUGCCAGCAUUAGCGCGUAUCUCGGGGGUUCUGCAUAAGCGCGUAUCUGGGGCAGGGAUAAUUCGAGCGAUAGCGGGUCGAGCGCUCCACUAAUCUCGGCUAACUAUUACUGCGCGUUAACUAAGCUGGGCUGCGUCGGUCGCGAAUGCAGGAUCCGCAAAGGUCUCUUCACUCGUCGGGAUCCCUUUCGAGACUGAUCCCAACGAAUUGAAGUUCUUUUUAUCGUGGCUCCGGCGUGCACGGCCGAUGCUGUCCAGCCUAGUUAACGCGCAACAAUAGUUAGCAAUCGUCCAAGACGGGCAGUAAUUAGUCAGCCCAUCGGCACGAGUAUUCUUUCAUGUUUUUUUUAAAGCCUGCCGCUCGGCGCACUAGCAGAUCGCCGUCGUAGCAAAACCCAGGGCUCGCGCGCUGAAGAGCUUAUCGUCUCGUUUUCUACGGGCACAACGCUUUCUUACCGAAGCUUUAUCGUUCCUUUAUGUUCGGUUAAAUUCGUUUUAUCAGAGCAGCGGUGUCGCAUUUCGGCGAGUACACUCGAUGACGUGCUGCUUCUGAGAUCAUGCUCAGUGCCUUGACUCAAGGCACUGGGCAUGAUCUCGUAAUUCAUAAUUCACUUAUUUAGAAAAAUGAAUAUCUUGCUUCGAAAAUUCUUGCGUGCGAACCAAAACCAUUAUGAACCGUUACGGAUCAUUUCUUUUUUUCGUUCCGGAGCAGAACCGCAACGGAGCUUUCUUCAGUGGAACGGAACUAAAGCCAGAAGGAAAAACAUUUCGUUCUGACACCCUGCUGACAGUGAACCAGCCUUAACGUGAGCUUUUGUUUUUGCGAGGUAGGUAGAGUUAAAUGGAGUGGAGUGGGUUGAAAAAUCGUAAUUCUUACUAAUUGGUUUUAUCUUGUAAACAGACAAGAAUCUGCGCUUGUGUGGGUGCAAUGCACAGUACAUCUUGAGGAUCUGAGUGCCGACUUGUCGUGAAUGAUUAGAAAGAUCGAAGUUAAGAAAGAAACUGAAGUAAAUGAAAACAGAUAGCCCUGAAACCAGAAUAAUGCUUCAGCGCGAAUAAGCAAGAGAAAUGGCUCACAGGUGAAGAUUUGAGUUUUGACAACUCUUCUUGUCCAAACGUAAACCACAGGUUGAGGCUUCCCUCGUCCGCUGAUUGUAUAGCAUUGUUCAUUCAUACCAAUUGAGAAACCCCUCAAAAGCACCAGGUUUCAAAAUCCAAACAGAGUAAUUGGUAAAAAAAGUGGAAGUCUCCCGAUUGUCGCCACAUCUAUCGAUAACUAUAUAGACUAUAAGACGCCAUUUCCUUUGAUAAGAGGGGCAUAAAUGAACAUUGUGAGAGGUUUAUUUAUUUAUCUUUGGAAGGGGGAAGGGCUAGUAUGAGGGGCUAGUUGGUGCAUGGUAUUUAGAAAAAAAAAACAGCACAAAAAUUGCAAUAAAAAAGCGACAAGAAACAUAAACGGACCUGUUAGGUGGCGCGGUUUUUGUUCUAGGUGUGAGAAAAACUAAAUAUCAACAUUUCUAGUCGACAUGCUUUUCUUCAGUCAGAUUUGUCGUUUCGAGCACUUUUGCAGGCGAUUGACGGCGGCACAAGUUUUGUUUUGCCGCUCACAGGUGAUGCGCGUCAGUCAGUUCAACAACGCAAAAUUGUAUGAUUAAAAAAAGUGCCGCGUUUUUUUUUUCUUUUUUUAUGCCCGUGCAGGCUGCCUGAAGACAAAAAGCAUGUACGAGCAGAUACUAACAGCUGUGUGAGACCUGUGUUUACAGCAGGCAACAUACGGACACAACCCAGCCGGAAUCAUAGGAAACGGUCAUCUUGAGAAAACGCUGGGUUCUAAAGCUUGUGGUUGUGUCAACUAGUGACCGCCGGAAAUAAGCAGGAAGGAGGAAAGAGAAAAGUAGAAGGCAGGGAGGUUAACCAGAAUAACGUCCGGUUGGCUAUCCUACACCGGGGGAAUGGGAAAGGGGAAAACAAAGAUCACAGGGAGAGAGAGGAGGGAAGGAAAGAAGGAAGUUGCGGCGAGCUCGCUGACGCGUGUGGUCUUACAUAAAUUGCAUUAUUAGUCACAGAUGGUCGCACAAACCCGUCGACCUUAAGAAACACAAAAGCGCCUUCACCGCUUUAUGGGCCGACGGGCAAUGGGGGCGGUGUUCCAACAGCACCUGCACAGAAAGCGGCCGAUUGUCCAGUUUUUGGAAAACUUUGGCACGUUAAGAAGCAUUUAAGGUAAUUAUGGUGGGGAGAAAGGAUUGGAAAGAUGGGGCCAGAGCCUUUGCCGGCGUAGGCAACUUUGCAAGGUCAAAUUGAUAGACUGCAAUAUGUAGAGUAAAACAUGGUUAGCUCGCACAGGUUAUUUGUCGCCAUGUGGUUGCCAACAGGAUGCUAAUCGAAAUCGCCAAAUCCUUAUCACGCCAUGGUCUAAUGUUUGUAGCACUCUGCUGCUCAUCAAAAUUAGGGCUAGUAAGACGAAAUACUGCGGUAGAUAACGACUGCUUGCUACACCGGAUAGCGUUUAGUCGUUGCAUUGCGUUACAACGUGUACUUAUUUAUCUCGCGCAGCUUUAUAUUUAAUAUGCAAAUGAAUUCUUGAAGUGAGUUUGAAAGCACUGGUGCGCCAUUAUAGACAGGGGAUGUAUAAUGAUCAGUUUAUAUGUGGUGCCAAACGCUGAACGCGCAUUUACCACACAAAGUUUAUUUUUCUGCCAGUUGAAAAAUAAAAAAGAACUAUGAAGUUUUUUUUUUUCAUGUUGAUGGCCCAACACUCUUUCAUGAAACAGCGACCCGUUGGCAUUGUGGUUCAAUCCAAAUUAAUCACACGAACUUGAACUGACGCAGCCAGGAAUGACGCGGCUUGGAAACCUCGAUCUGGCGUUGUGGCUUGAAAUAAUAUCAAUGAAAGAAAAUACGGCGCCGGCACUCGCGUAUUGGGGUUGUGUCGCCGUCUCCUUGAUGUCUGCUAUAGCGGCUGCCCAGGCGCGGUGCCGUAAGAUCGAAUCAUUAAAACCGUCUGUAUCGGUCUUUAGUUUUUUUUUUUCUAAUAAUUGAUACCACAUGCAGCUUCUCUUGCCCUCUUUGAAUCGCUAGGUGUUUGUGCCUGCUGUUACGCCCAGAUAUGUCUCUCUCGUUUUAAGCACAGGCAAAGGGUAGCACAUUCUCCAGUGAAGUCAGAAAAUGUGAUUAUAUUCUUGCGCAAACGUAUUCUCAGAUCGCUAUUUCGCAUUGUCGUUUUAGUGAGCAUUUUGCGAUGGAAAGCUCGGGUGCCUGCCGCGACACCAUGUCAUUGAGGAAUUUCAGAUACGCAGGCCACGCAGAUUUAGCAAAGCCUUUGCGUGUGGUUCGCACUUUCUUCGACGCUUGCAAGGAUCUGCUUCCUUUUUGCGAAUGUGUGCCAAAUGUGUCAUAAAACGUAUGUGUGCCGGCAUUCUCUGUACUUGCUCAAUAUCCCCCGACCUCGGUUGACAUAUCUUCUGCUCACUGAACUGGAAGAAAUUUGCCACGACGGAACAAGAAGUGCCGCUUUCUCCUUGGCUGCUAUCUGGAACAAAAAUUGAAGAAUGGCAUUGCCACAUUUAAACAGUACAUGGACGGGUAAAGACCGCCAAACCUUGGUGUUUCUUUCAGUAUAGUUGUGUUUCUUGUUUCUGUAUGAAAAGAUCGCUGCUCUAUGUUUUGAAAGAUGCUAAUAAAUGACACUGACUAUUUUGUUA